Molecule: messenger RNA, 452 nt
Organism: Otolemur garnettii (small-eared galago)
Lineage: Eukaryota; Metazoa; Chordata; Mammalia; Primates; Galagidae
Product: myelin P2 protein
Exons: 4
Coding region: 54-452 (132 amino acids)
Biological process (GO): fatty acid transport; membrane organization
Cellular component (GO): cytosol; myelin sheath; nucleus
Molecular function (GO): fatty acid binding
Source: RefSeq, a predicted model, not a curated record
AUCUGGGUCUGCUGAAUCCCACCUAGAACCGUGUUGAGCUCUCAUCUAUCGGGAUGAGCAACAGAUUCUUGGGCACCUGGAAACUCGUCUCUAGCGAGCGCUUUGAUGAUUACAUGAAAGCUCUGGGUGUGGGGUUAGCCACCAGGAAACUGGGAAACUUGGCCAAACCCAGGGUGAUCAUCAGCAAAAAAGGGGAUAUUAUAACCAUACGAACUGAAAGCACCUUUAAAAAUACAGAGAUCUCCUUCAAGCUAGGCCAGGAAUUUGAAGAAACCACUGCUGACAACAGGAAAACCAAGAGCAUUGUGACCUUGGAGAGAGGUUCAUUAAACCAAGUACAGAAAUGGGAUGGCAAAGAGACAACCAUAAAAAGGAAAUUGAUGAAUGGGAAAAUGGUAGUGGAAUGUAUGAUGAAGGGCGUGGUCUGCACCAGAAUCUAUGAGAAGGUCUGA